AUGCUCUUCCGAGACGUCUUCACAUUUCCAGUCGCUCCCUCCGUGUUUCCAGGCAGCUACCUUGACGAGUCCCGGAUCGAGGUGACCUGGGCCAAGCCGGUCGAGAAGAGUGACUCUCUUCGUCUGACUCGCAGCAGCAGUGGAGGAGCCAACGGUACUGGAGUUGGCAUAGGACGCAACUCUGUCUCCAACGGCGUGACGACCGGAUGCCUGACUUCGAGUUGUGGAGGUUCUGGCGUUUCAACUGGCAGUUUUGGCCAUUUGUUGGCCGGUCCACCUCAGCCAUUGUCCCUGUGUCUGAGUCCCGGCAAAGCCAACUCAUCCGGACUGACUAAUCUUUUCGGCCAAUACCUGCCGUUGUCUUCCCGUCUUCAGUCGGCCAACGCCUCUAUCGGCGCCACGAUCACUUCUGCCGCAUCCGACCUCCGGUCUCAGACUCUAACCGGUCCAGUUUACCCACUGUUGGUAGACGGUCAAGCCGGACAGACGGCGACUCGAGCCACACUUCAGGGACAUCUGGCUAGGCUGUCUACAGACGCAGCUUCACGUACUUGCCUGCCCACCAGCUCUUUUGCCUCCUCUCCUUCUGCAGACAUCGUAUCCAUUUUGUCCUCAUGCUUCUCUUCACCCUCCAACCUGGUUGCUGCUUCUACUUCCUCCUCCACUUCUUCCUAUGCCCCCCUGCACUCGUUUCACAUGCCCCAGAUGCCUCUUGUUGGUCUUCUUUCAAGCCCUCUGGCACCCUCCACCUCCGCCAGAUGCCUGCUGGCACCUGGAGACCUACUUCUGCCCACACAAAUGGCAUCACAACCUCAACAUCUACAGCAACAUCAGCAGCACCAGCACCAGCAACAACAUCAACAACACCAAUUUCAACAACAAAAUCAAAAUCAUCAGACUCAUUAUCAGCCCAAUUGGCUGUCGACAGAGUCGUCUGCCCUACACAGAUCGCCACGUUACGCGACACGAAGCAAUCUUUUAGCCUGUCCAUCUGGAACAAGCAGCAUUAUUGGCGGUCUUGAGAUGUCCCUUGGCUUUCCCAACCCUAAUUGCCUGAUUGGUACUGCUGAUGCCUCCUCCACCUUUGACCAUAAUGGCACGAUCGAGACAAAUGCAAGCGACGCCAAUUGCGACGAGUUGACCAGAGGUGGAGCAGUAUUCACUGGCUCUUCUGCCAGUCCCUUUCUGGGAAACACAAGUCUGCCCUCCAGACAGACCGACGCCACGUCCGGGCUCAGCCUCCGACUUGUGGAAGCCGGGGCUCAGCACUUGGCCGGCCCACCGUCCGGCGUUUGGCUGGGCCAACCUGGGGGUUCUAUCAGAAUGGCCACUGCUGGUGGAGCUGGCCUCUUUAACGGUCUGUCUGGACAAAAAAGAGCAGCAUUUGGAGCACAGACUACUACCCCUACAGUCCCGUCGGCUGCCUCUUUGGGCGACAGCUGUUUGGCCAGAUGCAGAGGCGAUACCAAUUGGCUAAUGAAGAAUACCGCCUUCCUUGAAAGCGCCAAUGGCAGGGUAAUUAAACUGACCAUAAAUUAUGUUACUGGUUCGACCAUGUUUUGGCAACUUGGUUGGAGCAUCAGGGAGACCUUGUGGACCGUACCCGGUCUCGUGUCCUGUGUCAUAGUAUUCGUGAUUUUCAGCAUUUCACCAUUGGCUGGGUACAUUCCCAAACGUUCUCCUGCGUCGUAG
Protopolystoma xenopodis is the source of this 1692-nucleotide messenger RNA. The record is from the annotation of a GenBank genome assembly. NCBI's taxonomy places the organism in Eukaryota, Metazoa, Platyhelminthes, Monogenea, Polystomatidea, Polystomatidae.